This is a messenger RNA of Epithele typhae, 1644 nucleotides long. RefSeq names its product cytochrome P450. NCBI's taxonomy places the organism in Eukaryota, Fungi, Basidiomycota, Agaricomycetes, Polyporales, Epitheliaceae. The transcript has 14 exons. Gene Ontology annotation, molecular function: oxidoreductase activity, acting on paired donors, with incorporation or reduction of molecular oxygen; iron ion binding; monooxygenase activity. The coding region runs from base 1 to 1644 and encodes 547 amino acids. The record is from RefSeq and is a predicted model, not a curated record.
AUGAUCCGCCACGCACUUGUCCUCACCAGCGCCUGGAUGCUAUGGCGCCUCGUCCGCAAGUUGACACACAAGUCCCCGCUGGACAACAUACCGGGCCCGAGGUCGCAGUCGGUCCUCACCGGGAAUCUGCAGCAGCUUGCGGAUAGGCAAGGGUGGGACUUCCACGACGAGCUCGCCGAGCAAUAUGGUUCGGUGGUCAAGAUCAAUGGCCUUCUGGGAACACCGUGGCUAUAUGUGUUUGACCCCGUCGCGCUACAGCACAUUUUGCGUGACCAGCAAAGCUACGAAGAGCUUCCGUGGUACACCGAUAGCAACACCAUGAUUCUAGGCCCUGGCAUCUUGGCGGUCGCGGGUGAUGUUCAUCGUAAACAACGCAGAAUAUUGAAACCUGCAUUCUCCACGAGCCACCUUCGGGAGCGGUCCCGUAUUUUACCAAAUAACGGGGAAGGUUUGUUUCGGCUCCCUUCACUUUAUAGUCUGGUACAUGCGAUAUCCUCGCGAAUCAACGAAGAAAACACCGAAGUAGACAUGAUGAGUUGGAUGGGUCGUAUGGCUCUCGAACUCAUCGGCCAAGUGGCGUUUGGACACUCCUUUGACCCGCUUACGGAAGACAUUGCCGAUCCAUACACUGAAGCCGUGAAAGCUUUUGCCCCAGAAACAACAGCCCCGGUGAUGAUACUUUUCCGGCAAUUUGCACCGUUGGCAAAAGCUCUCGGUCCCGUCUGGCUACGAAGGGCGUUAGUUCAGCUGGUACCCGUGAGUUGCAUCAAGAAAGUCGUGGGGAUCGCGGAUGCGCUGCACCUCCGAUCGAGCGAGAUCUUCUCCGCGAGGAAGGCUGCUCUCGAGGCGCACCAAGAAGAUGGCAAGGACAUCAUGAGUAUUCUAUUAAAAGCUAACAUGAAGGCGUCGGACCGUGAUCAGCUCCCGGACGACCAGUUGCUUGGGCAAAUGUCGUCGAUUCUCUUUGCCGGGAUGGACACAACCUCGAAUGCGCUUUCCCGUGUUCUGGAUCUCCUCUCGAAGAACUUAGACGUCCAAGAGAAGCUCCGCCACGAAGUGCUGGGUGCUCGUGCCAACGGCCCUCUCGAUUUUGACCAGAUACACGCCCUCUCAUACCUCGAUGCAAUAUGCAAAGAGACUUUGCGGCUAUACCCUCCCGCUCCGCAGACCUUUCGGGGAGUCCCGCCCAGCGCCAUGAAAGACGCGAUUCUUCCGCUUUCCAGACCGCUACAAACUACCAAUGGAACAGCGAUCACCUCCCUCGUCGUCCCGCGCGGCACAAACAUCGUCGUCGGCAUCCGCGCGAGCAACCUGCAGACAUCAGUCUGGGGCCCGGACGCGCUAGAAUGGCGACCGGAGCGCUGGCUCGCACCGCUUCCCGGCUCCGUCGAAGAGGCGGGCGUUCCUGGCGUGUAUUCCCAUAUGAUGACGUUCCUGGGCGGUGCACGGUCCUGCGUAGGCCUCCAAUUCGCCCUCCUUGAGAUGAAGAUCGUCCUCAUCGAGCUCCUCGCCAACUUCGCGUUCGAACCCUCGUCCACCCGCCCCGUCGUCUGGAAUCUCUCCGGGGUCGCAUACCCGAGCACGUCCGUCGAGAGCACUAAGUCCGAGCUCUGGCUGCGCGUCCGCCGCCUCUCCGUCUCGUGA